This is a messenger RNA of Lagenorhynchus albirostris (white-beaked dolphin), 5292 nucleotides long. RefSeq names its product BMP and activin membrane bound inhibitor (gene BAMBI). Bases 3070 to 3726 code for a protein of 218 amino acids. Lineage: Eukaryota; Metazoa; Chordata; Mammalia; Artiodactyla; Delphinidae. The record is from RefSeq and is a predicted model, not a curated record. The transcript has 3 exons. Gene Ontology annotation, biological process: negative regulation of transforming growth factor beta receptor signaling pathway; transforming growth factor beta receptor signaling pathway; positive regulation of canonical Wnt signaling pathway. Gene Ontology annotation, molecular function: frizzled binding.
GGGCGCCCGCCGCCAGGGCUUUGUUAGCGGCGGGAGAGGUGGCCUCCCUCGCGGGGCCCGCAGGUCGCGACAAGUUGCCCGUCCUUAGAAGUCGCGGCGGUGGCUUCGCGGCCGCCCCCGGGUGUCCCGGGCCCGACGCGCGGAGAUGGAGUGACAGCCUGCGGGCGAGUGGUUGUCAGUGUUUGUGCAGGUCGGCCCGUCGUGAACUUCCGAUCGCUGCAGCCGGGGAGCGGGGCCCGAGUGUGGGGCGGAGGCGGCCGGGAGGGACGGCGGACCCCGCCCCCGUCGCCCAGUGCCCGCGUGUGCGCGUCUCCGUCGUGAGUGUGUGUCUCGGUGGUCUGCGCGGCUCUGUAUUUGAGUGUGUCUCUGCUAAGAGUGCGUGUCUGUAUUGAAGUGUCUCUGUCCGUGAGUGUGUGUGUGUCUUCGAGCGAGGGUGCUUGUGAGCCCGCGAGCGUGUGUGCCGUCCGAGGGGUGUGCGUGUGUGCAGGAGUGUGGGCUGUGUUGCUUCUCAGGGGUUGGGAGGUGGGGGCUCUGUCAGCGGUCGUGUUUCCCACUCACCUCAUAUUUUAUAAACGCUACUCAAAAAAAAAAAAAAAAAAGCAGCGGUCAGUUUCUUUUUUUCCCUGCAGGCUUUCGCCGUUUAGGUCGAAAUAACCCAAACAACUGCCUCUGGGUUUCAAGGUCCCCCAGCCUCCCUCGCCAGGAACUCUCCCUGCUGUUUGCUCUGCGAACAGAUACUUUUUUAGAAAAUAGGAAGCAUUUUUAGCUUUCUCCACCCCGCGUCCCACGCCCCCUUUCCUCUAAUUGCCAUGUAGCAGGCAUGAGGUUGAAGGAUACGCCAGGCCAGCGAGGAUGAUGUGCUGCAGUAUUUAUUUACUUUGCAAGGAAGGCUGUAAUCAACCCUAAAUAACAGCCCUCGCGGGGUGCAGAGGGGAGCCUCCUGGCCCUAUCAAAGGCCGGCCGAACGGGGCCGGACUGCGGCUGACAUAAGUCGCAGAUACCGAAACUAUGUGCCUGAUAAUGAUAUAAUUAGGGGAUCAGAGGUUUCUGACUGCUGCGGACUUCAAACGCUUUGGAAGAAGCCCGCAGUCUCUCCUGUAGCCGUCCGGACUGAAGCAGACAUUUUUGUUUAAUCACCACAUACAGUAACUAGAAAGGGGGGCAGACAGAAGAGCAUUGUUCCCUGUUUCAAAAUACCAGUCCCCUCCUGGCCUUCCACGUGCCACAGGAAGAAACUUUAUGAAACGGCAGAAAUAGAGUUUUAAUACAGUAACACAAAAGUCCAUUCAACUUGCUCCAAUGUGGCUCCAAUUAAAAAAAAAAAAGUUGUUAGAGCUUUCCUAGUUACCUGUCAAGAUUUUAUUAGACUGUUUUAGGUCACUGAAAAUACAGUCUUUCAAACAGGCUCUCGUAAACACUGAGGCAGCCUUCUACUUGUGUUCAGCUUCUUUUCUGCACGAGGUCUGAAGUGACUGGGAUCAAAACUGACUUUUAAUCUGUUUUAUGUCUACUUUCAAUCUGUCUGUGGAAAUUGUCAGACUUAGGGAUCUGCAGUCAUCACCACUUAAGACCAGUGAGCUUUAUGCGAAAGAGCGAGAAGCUUGGAAGGAGGAGUAAAGAGCUGCUGCGAAGCAGGCUUCUGACCGGAAGGUCCUGCUUACUGGAGAAGGGACCUGGGCCCAGACCGGGACAGCAGCAGGACAGGACAGGAGCAAGACCUCCGGCUUUGCGGGGUGGCACCCAGGUUGCCAAAGAUCUGUGUUUACUUGGCUGCAUUUUUAGACCAUGAAGCAUUAGCAGAUGCCGGUGAAGGCUGAGCGCUCGGUCCGGUGGCCUGGAAUUUGGACGGAUAGUUCAAUGAGACCUCUUACUCGGGCACUCGCGGGAGGAGGGAGGAAGAAAGGCGAGGCUGGGAAGAGGUUUGUAAAGCGGUAGUGCCCCGUGUCGGUGUUGGUGUUCAAUUUCAGAGCGGCGGUUUCUGUAACCAGGCCGAACUUCAGAGGAGGAAGCUGGGGAGAGGUGUGUACCCGAGUUCAGUUCACAGCAGCUUCAGCCGUGGCAGGUGACAGUGGCCGCGGUCCACCGGGUCAGAUAGCGUGUGAGCGAGCGCUCCCAGAGCCAGAUAAUUUCAACGAGAAGUUGACGUGGAAGCCUCACAUCUUGUGCUGUGACUUGCAACUCACAAACUAAGUUUUAUAAAGGAAACUUUUAAUCACUUCCCAUAGACAAAUUUGAGGUUUCCUUAAGGAUUUUUCAUUCAACCAGCAGAGGUUUUUCUGUUUCAGUGUUUCCCCUUUUAGAUCCCAUGUUGAAUUACACAUAAAACUGGGGAGUCUGGGGCGGGAGGGGGGGGAGGGAGCCUUGCAGUUUUACCCCCUCCUCCCUGCUCCCAGUUUUAUGACUUUCCAUUUGGGCUGAAAGAAACUGACUUUGGCAAGCAAACCACUAAUUGUAAAGUGCCUAGUUCCUGUUUUACAGCAUACUGACUAAAGGCUCCCCUGCAUGCAGAGAUCUUUAUAGGCAAAGUUUGCCUUUUCUAGAGAGGUUGCAAAUAGCUACCCAGUUUCAUAGUUUUCAGCCCCCCCCGACCGGAGCAACUUCUAGAUUGCUGUGUUUCUGGUUAGUAGCUUUACGAGAUGUUAGCUAAAGCUCUUGCGUCUCGGUGCAGCCCUUUGAGGUAGUAACCGACUCAGCAGCUGCAAUGGAAUACGUACACUGACAGAAUCUCAAAGCGUAGCGUUUCACGUUGUACGGUCGCGUAGGAUUAACUGAGUAAAUAAUGUAAUUUACCUUUUACGGUGGGAGAAAUUAUGGGGGUGAUUAUUUUGCUUCAGAAACAAAAGUGUUAUUUUUCAUUAUCCGCUACCUUAUCCUAAAUUGAACUUUUCUCUGCUACGUGGAUUAAUACAUUUCUAAGAUGAUAUUUCCCUGGCUUGGGAUCCAAGCACCGGCUUGCACAAAGGGCUUUCCCCGUCCACGCGGACUGCCCUUCGAAGCCCUCAGCUGAAUAUUCUCUAAAGUGAAAUCAGAUGCUACUGCGAUGCCGCCCACUGCGUGGCUACUGGUUACAUGUGUAAAUCGGAGCUGAGCGCCUGCUUCUCCAAACUUCUUGAUCCUCAGAACACAAAUUCCCCUCUCACGCACGGCUGCCUGGACUCUCUCGCAAGCACAGCAGAUGUCUGCCAAGCCAGACAGGUCCACAACCACUCUGGCAGCGCUGCGCCCACGCUGGAGUGCUGCCACGAGGACAUGUGCAAUUACAGGGGGCUGCAGGACGUCCUCGCCCCUCCCAAGGGGGAGGCCUCAGGACAAGGGAACAGGUAUCAGCAUGAUGGGAGCAGAAACCUCAUCACCAAGGUGCAGGAGCUGACGUCCUCCAAAGAGCUGUGGUUCCGGGCGGCGGUGAUCGCCGUUCCCAUCGCCGGGGGGCUGAUCCUAGUGUUGCUGAUUAUGUUGGCCCUGAGGAUGCUGCGGAGCGAGAGCAAGAGGCUGCAGGACCAGCGGCAGCAGAUGCUGUCGCGUUUGCACUACAGCUUUCACGGACACCACUCCAAAAAGGGGCAGGUGGCAAAGCUAGACUUGGAGUGCAUGGUGCCCGUGACCGGCCAUGAGAACUGCUGUCUGACCUGCGACAAGACGAGACAGGCUGACCUCAGCCACGACCGGAUCCUGUCGCUCGUGCACUGGGGCAUGUACAGUGGGCACGGGAAGCUGGAGUUCGUAUGACGGGGUCUCACGGAACUGGACCUCUGGGGCCCUUUGAGUUCUGCUGGCCGGGAGCACUUUAUCUGAAGAAAAACAAACUCGCGUCAUGACCUUCGAGAGAUAGAAUGACCUCUGCAAACAGAAUCUUGGAUAUUUCUUCUGAAGGAUUAUUUGCACAGACUUAAAUACAGUCAAAAUGUAUUAUUUGCUUUAAAAGUAUAAAAAGCAAAGAGAAGACUCUGUACACUGUUACCAGGGUUAUUUGCAUCCAGAGGGAGCUGGAAUCGAGUACCUAAAUAAAAGAACGUGUGCUCUGUGUAAGCUCCUACAUCCUGAUUUAUCAUAGAGGUUAAAAUAUAUAUAUAUAUAUAUAUAUAUAUAUUUUUUUUUUUGUCUGAAAUUUUGCGGUGUCGUCAUAAAUUAAAAACUAAGCAGGAAGGGUAAGGAACUACGUAUUAAUGAUACAGAUGAAGGCCCGUCAUCGCCCAGAGUAGGGUCUCAACCAUAGAUUUUGGCUUAACUUUUUCAUUUUUAUUAUUUUUUUAAACAAGACCAAGAUCUCGUUUUUUUCUUACGUGGCACGUGUGUCAUUUUCUUACAGUGUGGAGAAUUUCUAAAUGUGUACUGCCCAUCAUUCAGUGUCUUACCCACAAUUUUUGGUGAGGAUAAUGCUGGUUUUUAACUUUCAUCUAAUAGAAAUCAGAAACUUAUUUAUACCAGGUCAGAUAUCACUGACCAAUUUCGGAAGUUGCCUUAGCAAAGAGUGGUAUUUAGCAACUUGAUCUAGGUGCUCUGGAAUAUGUUUUUAAAUGUGUCUACCUCCGAUCAAAAAAGGAAAAAAAGCUUUUACUAAAUGAAACUUCGUUUUGGUAAAGUUAGUCACUGUCUACUUUUACUUCUUAAUUCAUCAGUUUAUUCUGUCUCAAACCUAAUUUAAUAUUUUGGACCCCAAAUUUAGCCAAACAUGAUUGUACCAUGUUCCUGGUUUUUAAGCCUUCCUUCCACACAGUGUUAUUAUUAUUUUUUUUACUUCUCAAUCUUUAGAAAGAUUUUCAAGAGUGAACGUUAUAUAUCGAGAUUUAAAUAAGUUUCCUCCCUAAAUGAUUCUUUUAUUUAUAUAAUCGAAUAGACUUGGUUUUAGCCACUAACACACUAUGUAACAGUGUUCCCACUCCUGGAGGACUUCGGCAAUACAGCCCAGCCUGAAUUUAAACCCAUGCCACAUUUGUUUACUUUCUCCCCCCAGAUGGGUCUUUGCUAUCUUAAAUGUGAGAAUAAUUUGUAGGUUCUUUUCUCAAUACUUUUGUAUAUUUGAAACUUUUGCUUAAAAAUUAACCUAUAGCCUGCAUAUUUGAGUACAUGGGGGUUUUCUUUUACGAAUGUUAAAGGAUUUUUUGCAUUUUUUUCUGGGAUAUUUUAUGAUCAGUAUAAUUUGGGUCCCUUAAGAAGACAGGUGCAGUCGCCCAGUUGGUGGAAGAACCUGAGUUGAAAUGACUAGUCUAAAAAUGAAUACCUAGGUUAUUUAGGAACUAGUGGACCACAGCCCCAAACAAAUUAGGCUAUGGAAUAAAUAUGCGUUUUAAUAAA